AUGCGUUAUCAAGCGGAGCUUGGAGACGUAGACUUCAUCACAGGUGAUUAUCUUGCAGAAGUCAACAUAGCCGAGAACGCACAGGCUCAUGCCGCUGGUACGCAUCCUGGAUGGGAGCAGACGGCUUGGGAUGGUAUCGAGCAGACUAUUGAUCUUUUGGCUGAGAAGAGGAUCAAGGUCGUUGUUAAUGGCGGAGCGCAUGAUCCGAGGGGCUUGGCGGAGAAAACACAGGAACUGGUUACGAGUAAGGGACUGGAUCUGAAGGUUGCAUUUGUGCUUGGCGAUAAUUUGACCGAGGAGAUGAGCGACGUCCGCGAGAAGGGUUUGCCGCCACAUCUCGACUCUGAUAACAGAGACGUCGCCGUUGCGGAACACACGCUGGAUCUGCUGGAGAAGGAUGACAAGCCGAUUGUCAGUGCGAAUGCGUAUCUCGGUGCUCGCGAGAUCGUCACGGGUCUUGAGCAGGGUGCGGACAUUAUCAUCGCAGGGCGAGUCGCGGAUGCCAGCCCGGUCAUUGGUGCAGCCUGGUACUGGUAUGGCUGGGCCGACACAGGCUAUGACGAACUUGCCGGGGCGCUCAUUGCUGGCCACUUAAUCGAGUGCAGUGGCUACGUAACAGGAUCGAACUUCGCAGGCUUCUACGAGUAUCCCCUAGAGGAUCUGUUCGACAUUACCUUUGGUAUUGCUGAGGUCGAGAAAGACGGGAUGUGUGUCAUUACGAAGCAUGAUGCGAAGAAGGGAUUCGUGACCGAAGACACUGUGAAGUGUCAGUUUUUGUACGAGCUGCAGGGCAACAUAUACCUCAACAGCGAUGUCAAAGCAAUACUUGACAACGUUGAGGUCAAGGCGGAGGGUAAGAACCGAGUCCGUGUCUGGGGCAUCAAGGGCGCGCCUCCACCUCCAACGACAAAGUUGGCCGUCUUUUACCGCGCCGGCUAUCAAAGCGAAAUCGUCGUAAACGCAACCGGCUACGGCACUGCUGAGAAGUUCGACCUGUACGAACGAAUGCUCAAGUUCGGCCUCAAGCGCCUCGGCAUCCUGGAUAAAUUCGAUGUCUUGGAGUUUCAGCGCAUCGGCGUGCCUGAGUCGGACCCCAGAAGCCAGCUGAGGUCGACAACGUAUCUGCGCAUCUUCGCUGAGGCGAGUGAUGCGAACGUGAACCUAGGACUAGCCAGUCUUCUGGGCGAGUUUGCGAUGCAACAUUACUCCGGCUUCCACAAGCUUUCGUCCUUCGGUCAGACAACACGAGCAAGACUUGGCGAUAUUGUACUUGCGCGCAGCGGCGACAAAGGCGGCAAUGCGAAUAUUGGCUUCUUCAUCCCCACUCAGCUGCCUUCAGCCUAUCCUGCUUCCUCAAGCCUUUACACCGAGUCGUGGGACUGGCUACGAGCAUAUCUUACGAUCCCGAAGCUGAAGGAGAUGUUUGGUGAAAGCUGGAGCGAUAAGUUCUACAUCGAGCGAGUCGAGUUUCCGAAGAUUAUGGCAGUGCACUUUGUGGUGUAUGGCGUGCUCGGUAGAGGUGUAAGUGGAAGCAGCAGGCUCGACUCUUUUGCGAAGGGCAUGGGCGAUUGGCUCAGAGACGUUGAGGUCGAUGUGCCGGUCAAGCUUCUGGAAGGGCGGAGGAAUGUAUCAAGUGCGAGUGAAGUGGAUGGCUCCACACUUUAGAUAUGCUGACAUCAUUUUCGCGAUGCAAGAAUGAAGUUGUGGUUGCAAAAGGGAUGCUGCAAAAGGGAUG
Macroventuria anomochaeta is the source of this 1735-nucleotide messenger RNA. Its product is annotated as DUF1446-domain-containing protein. The record is from RefSeq and is a predicted model, not a curated record. Bases 1 to 1665 code for a protein of 554 amino acids. The transcript is spliced from 4 exons. NCBI's taxonomy places the organism in Eukaryota, Fungi, Ascomycota, Dothideomycetes, Pleosporales, Didymellaceae.